Molecule: messenger RNA, 933 nt
Organism: Colletotrichum karsti
Lineage: Eukaryota; Fungi; Ascomycota; Sordariomycetes; Glomerellales; Glomerellaceae
Product: zinc-binding dehydrogenase
Exons: 2
Coding region: 1-933 (310 amino acids)
Molecular function (GO): oxidoreductase activity
Source: RefSeq, a predicted model, not a curated record
AUGCCUGUACCUCAGGCUGGCCAAGUCUUGAUUAAGAUUCUGGGAUUUGGUAUCAACCGAGCUGAGAUGUUCACACGGCAGGGUCAUUCACCGGGUGUGUCGUUCCCUCGAAUCAUAGGCAUCGAAUGCAUCGGGACCAUCGCCGCUCACCACAAUUCCCUCCCCAAAGACGGCACUCUCAAGAUCGGUACCCGUGUAGCGACAUGCAUGGGAGGUCUCGGCCGUCAGAUUCCCGGAUCGUACGCAGAAUACGUAUGCGUUCCCAUCGAAAACGUUCGCAGCAUACCUCAAACCAACUUGCCGGUAGCCACGCUGGCGUCUCUGCCAGAAAUGAUCCAAACGACGUACGGUUCUCUCACAUCAGGUCUCGACAUUCAGCCUAGUGAUCGUCUGCUUGUACGAGGCGGAACAAGUUCGAUCGGCAUCUGCGCGGUUCAGAUGGCGCGUUAUUUGGGGGCGUCUUUCGUUGCCGCUACGACGAGGAAUAGCAGUCGGGUCAAGAUGCUCAGAGAUCAUGGCGCGGACGAGGUCUACGUAGACAACGGAGACAUUGCAUCCGAGAUGUCAGCGAAAAAUGCCGAAGGGUUCGAUAAAGUCCUCGAGCUUGUUGGUACAACGACUCUGCGCGACAGUCUGCGAUGUACGAAAGAGAAGGGCACCGUGUGUAUGACCGGCAUUCAGGGAGGUGAAUGGGAGCUGGCCCAAUUCUCGCCCUUUGAGGAUUUGCCCAAUCGAGUUCGGCUGUCCGUAUACGCAGGAGGCCCUGAGGACUUCAGACGGUGUCCCUGGGAGCAGCUCGUCAAGGCUGUUGAGAAGGGUGAGAUCAAGGUUCCGGCGAGGGCGUUUAGACUCGAUGAGAUUCAGACGGUCCAUGAGAUAUUGGAAAGUGGCGGAGGAGGCGAGAAGCUAGUCGUCGUUGUUGCUGAAGACUAG